Molecule: messenger RNA, 4102 nt
Organism: Dermatophagoides pteronyssinus (European house dust mite)
Lineage: Eukaryota; Metazoa; Arthropoda; Arachnida; Sarcoptiformes; Pyroglyphidae
Biological process (GO): protein deubiquitination
Molecular function (GO): cysteine-type deubiquitinase activity
Source: RefSeq, a predicted model, not a curated record
GGCCUAAUGAAGAUUAAAAAUUGUAAUCAUAUCCAUAAUAAUAAUAAUAAUAAUCGUAAAAAUAUGAUGAAAAUGUUUUCAUCCGAUAAUGGGAUGAAUAAUGUUGAAUCAACACAGCAACCGGUCAACAAUGAUUCGAUUGAUAAAGAUUCUGAUUCUAAUCAUUUGAAUAUAAAUGGUGAUGGUCAUCAUUUUAAUAUCGAUGGAUUUCUUAUCAAUCAUCAUCAUCAUCAACAACAACAAGAAAAUGGAAACAAUAAUCAUAUUCAUCAAACAAUUGAUCAACAACAAUCAAAUGAUAUGGAUAUUGAUACGAUUGAUGCAGCAAUUGAUGAUGAUCAAAAUUUAUUUUGUCCAGUAUCAUUAUUAGAACAAUCGGAAACAAUUAUUUCAUCACAAAAAUCAUUAACCAAAGAAUCAUCAAUAAUAUUAAAUCGUGAUAUUGAUCAUCAUGAAGAUAAUAAUAAUAAUGAUAAUCAAGAACAGAAUAAUAAAAAAUUAAAAAUUAUCGAAACAGAAAAUAUAACUUCUACAUCAUCAUCAUCAUCAUCAACAUCAUCAUCAUUAUCAUCUCCAUCAUUAUCAUCAGCAAGCAAUAAGAAUCUUAAUAAUAAAGACUUUGAUAAUAAUAAUUUAUAUUUCAAUAUUAAUCAUUCUAAUCCAACAAAUUUUAUAAAUAAUAAUAAUAAUAAUAAUAAUAAUUCAUCAAAUACAAUGGUUGAUGAUGAUGAAAUAUUUAAUGAUACAAAUGUUUUAUGGAAAACAUCGGAUAAAUUUGAUACAAUCAUUUCUGAUAAUGAUCAAUCAUCAUCACCACCACCACCAUUAUUGUUGAAUGAUAUAAAUGCAAAUAUUGAUGUUGAAACGAAUGCUAAUUAUAACAACAACAAUUAUAAUGAUGAUAACAAUAUUGAUGAUAAUAUUGAUAAUAAUAUUAUUGAAAUUCAAUUAACCGAUCUCAAAAGUAAUUAUUCAGAAUUUCAAGAUUUUGUAUUAUUAUUUCUUUAUAUAACAAAUGUAAAGCAUUGUGAAUUUGAAUUUUAUCGUAAUGGAAUGAAAUUGAAAUUUGAAACAGAUCAUUGUUUGUUGUUGUCAAAUGUUAAUAUCAAUAAUAAUGAGAUUCCGAUUCUUAAUCCAAUUCAAUUGAAAAGAAAUUAUAUCUAUCUAUUAAAUCUUACUUUUAAAAAUGAAAUUGUACCGGAAAAAUGUUUGGUAAAAAUUUCAAAGAAAACUGUUGAAAUUCGUAUACAAAAAUUAAUUCUUAUUACAUGGGGUACAAUCAAAGAACUUUGUAUUACACCUAAUUUAUUAUCAUCAACAGAUACGGUUGUUAGUAAAACGCCAAUGAUACUUGAUUCAAAUUCAUCAUUACCACCACCAUCAUCAUCAUCUUCAUCAUCAUCCAUAUCACCAUUGUCAACAUAUAGCCUAAAUAAAUGGACCCCGUGCAGAUUAUCAUCGUCUUCCAAUGAUUCAAAUUGUCGAUUUUCUCAAGAUAAUAUGAUGUUAACAGUAUCAAAAUCUUCGGAUAAUAAUAAUGAUAUUAAUGAUAAUGGAGAAAUCGAAUCGGCCGUCAAUACAAAUCGUUAUGGUCGUUUUCGUGGAUAUACUGGCUUAGAUAAUCUGGGCAAUACUUGUUUCAUGAAUGCUGUAUUACAAUGUUUGGCCAAUACUGACCCGUUAAAAGAUUAUUUUCUUUCUAAUAAAUAUCUUAACGAUAUAAAUACUACAAAUCCUUUGGGGAUGAAAGGUAUGAUGGCACGAGCAUUUGCACAAUUUCUUUUACAAUUGUGGAUGGGUAAACAAUCGUCAAUAUCACCAACACGAUUGAAAUCAUUGAUUGGAGAAAAAGUGAUUACAUUUGUUGGGUUUAGUCAACAUGAUGCUCAGGAAUUAAUGUCAUUUUUAUUGGAUGCCAUUCAUGAAGAUCUUAAUCGAAAUGAAACAAAGACGGAUAAUCAUAAAAAUAAUAAUAAUGAUGAUGACGAUGAUAGUCUACUGGAUUAUGAUAUAAAUGAUUGUCCAUCAAAUGAAAUUCGUGAAAAAAUAUUCACAAGAAUUAAAGAGAUUGCCGACCGUGCUUGGAAACAAUAUCGUUUACGAAAUAGUUCGAUCAUAAUCGAUUUAUUUUGUGGUCAAUUCAAAUCGAUUCUUACAUGUCCGGAUUGUAUGAAAAAAAGCAUUAUAUUCGAUCCAUUUCUAUUUGUACCGUUACCGAUUCCACCCCCUAAAUUAAUAUAUAAUGUUAUUUAUUUUGAUCGUGAUAAUCAAACCGACAUGUGCAAAAGUAUUUCAAAGUUUUCCAUUCGUGUUGCUCAAAAUUCAACGGUAAAUGAUUUAUUGGAAAAAUUAUAUCGAGAAAAACAAAUUAUACCAACGAAAAAUGUUCGAAUAAUGCAGCCACAAUUAAGGUCACAACAAACACAUUAUCAUCAUUUAAGAGAUAUAAUGCCCGUGAAAUUCUUCAAUUCUAAUUGGCUACUUACCGAUUGUCAACAACCUCAACAAUCAAGUUUUAUGAAUAAUAAUCAUUCAUCAUUGAAUAUAUCGAAUCAACAGCCAUUAUUGUUAUUCGAAGUGCCACCAUCAUUAUUGUCAGAUAGCGAAAAUGUUGAUAAUAAUGAACAUGUUGAAUUUUGUAUCGUACAAAGAGAAUUACGUGAAAAUUCUGAUUUUCGUAGCCAUCAAAUUGGAUUGCCAUUUGUUUGUUCUAUAAAAAAAUCUCGCUUCUCAUAUAGUCAUCUUUGUGAAGUACUUUGUUCAUAUGCUCGAUUUUCGGUUAUCGCCUAUCGUCAAGCAAUGGCUUUGAACAAUGAAUCUGAUCUCGAUCCAAAUCAAUUUGGCAAUCUCAAUAGAUUCAAUGUUCAUUCGUUUACGCCAAAAAAUGUAGCAAAAUCAUCUAAUAAUAAUAAUAAUAUGGAAACCAAUGAUCCAUUACCACAUUUAAUAUAUCAUAAAUGCAAAAUUCCACAACCAAACGAUACGAUUGCGCCAUUUUUACUCAUGACAUUGUCGUUCGAUAUGAAUGCUGAAGAAACGGAAAUAACACCACCGGCAUCUGUUUCUUAUAAAAAUGUAGAUAUGGAACAAGAUGAUGAUGAAUAUGGUGAUGUAAAUUCGUCCACAUCAACAAAUGGUGACGAUUCACCAAUGCAUGAACCAUCAUCAUCACUUCAAGAAGAAGGUGAAGAAGAAUUUCUCAUAGAAAAUGAUGAACAAGAACAACAAUGUCAACAAUCGACAGAUGAAUAUGAAGAAGAUGAAAUCAUUUCCGCUGAUAAUGAUCAAUUACUCGAUAUAAACAAUCUUUAUUUCAUUGGUAUGGAUUGGAUUACAGUCAAAAAUUUUCCUUCAUAUCCAUUUGCUGUAAAAUUGAAUUCGUUGGAGAAAAAUAUUGAAUAUGAAAAUAUUGGAAAUGAUGAAGAUGAUGUUACACUUGAUGAUUGUCUACAGGCAUUUAUUGAACCAGAAAUUCUAGGUCCACAAAAUUGUUGGCGUUGUCCUAAUUGUAAAGUACCUCGUGAAGCUUCAAAACAGUUAUCAUUUUGGAGUCUACCAUCCAUACUGGUUAUACAGUUAAAACGUUUAAAGACACAUUCAUCAAGCUAUUUUCAUGAAAAAAUUAAUUAUAUGAUAAAAUAUCCAUUCGAAUUGAAUCUGGAAAAAUAUACAGCUAACCAUCAUAAUAAUAAUGAUAAUGAUAAUAAUAAACAACAACCAUCACCAAUCUAUGAACUUUAUGCUGUGGUCAAUCAUCAAGGUCGUCCAGCAUGGGGACAUUAUACUGCAUUUGCUCGUUCAUCUCAUUCAAAUGAAUUUGGUUGGCGUUUAUUCGAUGAUAGUUGUGUGGAUAAAAUAAUGGACGAUCGUGAAGUUAUUACAUCAAAAGCCUAUUUAUUAUUCUAUAGACGUCGUGAAAUUGUUGAUUGAUAAUUGUGAAACAUUUGGUUUUUUUUGUUUGUUUGUUUGUCUUUGAAAAUUAAUUGUGAUCUACUUCUUUUAAAUACAUACAUACACAAAUACACGUACAUCAUUACCCUUUCUUUUAUACUUUUUACAAACAAAAUUUUGGGUAAACAAAAAACAUAGUUAAUAUUUUAUA